Molecule: messenger RNA, 698 nt
Organism: Strongylus vulgaris
Lineage: Eukaryota; Metazoa; Nematoda; Chromadorea; Rhabditida; Strongylidae
Source: the annotation of a GenBank genome assembly
UGGGACAUCAACCUGACUCUUUUGAUGAUGAGGAUGAAAUGGACAAGCCCAUAACUCGAGCUCCAAAGGUGUGGAAGCCACGGAAGUCUCACACAACUCAAUCCACAACUCCUGAACUUUCGACAUUUACUGAGCUAAUUCCAAUAGCCCAAACCACGCGUCGACCUAGUAGUACGACCACAACAAAAUCUACCCCUAACCCAGAACUCACCUUGGUAGAUGUUUGGCCCACAUCUGCUGAAACGGUACGAACGACAAGAAGACGUUGGACAACGCCCACUUUGACGACGACCGAGGAGCCGACAACUACCACAAUUCUGAGUACAGUUAAGCCUAAAAGGAGGACCACAACAACGGAAAGAACAACUACUACGGAAGAGAGCACAACUACAGCUACGACAACAGAACCCACCAGAAGGACACGACCAACGAUAACAAUCCGAGCGACUACAACACCUACUAUAAGAGAAGCAACAACCUCCCCUGUCGAAGAGUUUGAAUACGAAAUUGUGGAAGUAGAAGUGGACGAAAACGGUAACGAAAUUAUACGCGAGAAAACGGAGAGUUCAGAGGCAGCCACAAAACUGGCAAAGCCGAAAAAAUCUUUAGCGAUAGAAAAGCAGGUGCUCGAUGAAGUCAAGGCAAAAGAAGAAAGGAAGAGAUUGGUGGAAGAGCAGAAACGUGCUUUGAAUCUGCCU